AUGAUGACGUGCCGUCUGCUGUGCGCCCUGUUGGUGCUCACCCUGUGCUGCUGCCCGUCCGUGUGCGCAACGGAGAAUAGUGGAGAUCCGAAUAAGGACAGCCCCAGCGUAUCGCCUGCUUCGCAACCGGGAGCAGGUGUUCUGGGGCAAGCAAAUACUUCCACGACGCCAAGUUCAACACGUCUGGAAGUUACGUUACCGGGAACCGAAAAUCAGAACAGUAGGGGAGAAGCAUCAGACACGAGGAGUAAUACCGGAAGAGGUAAAGGACCCGCUCCGCCAGGGAAUUCAGUUCCAACAAUUCCGGCCUUUGAUACAGAACAGGGACAGGGUGGAUCCGGUGGGUCAGGGAGUUCAGGUACGACGGCCGAUACGGUACAGAAAAAUGGUGACAACGAUACGACAGACUCAACAAGUGGCAAUAAUUCAUCCACAGACCAAACAAAUACGAAUGCCGGCGAUCCGGCCGAGAAGAGCACGGCGACCACUACCACUACUACGACAACCACGACGACCACCACAACACAGGCGCCAACUACAACGACGAUCCGCGCACCGUCACUUCUUCGCGAAAGCGACGGCAGCCUCAGCAGCUCUGCGUGGGUGUGUGCCCCGCUGCUGCUCGCCGUAUCCGCGCUGGCGUACACCACUCUGGGCUGA
This is a messenger RNA of Trypanosoma cruzi, 660 nucleotides long. Its product is annotated as mucin TcMUCII, putative. Lineage: Eukaryota; Euglenozoa; Kinetoplastea; Trypanosomatida; Trypanosomatidae. The record is from RefSeq and is a predicted model, not a curated record. Bases 1 to 660 code for a protein of 219 amino acids. The transcript has a single exon.